UUUCACGAACCGCGCACGCGCAAGCCACGACUCAGCUUACAACACUCGGAAACGUUCCGAAAUUACGUGAGCCCAUUUAAAGACAUUCCCAUUCAAGGUGUAUCUGCAGCUUUAAUUCCUGUCGAUAUAUUGCAAAAGACUAUUGAACUGGAAAGACUGUUUAAUCACAGGUCGCGGUUAAAAAGAGUCCUCGUGUUUGUUUACGUGCGUGAAAACUGGCAAACGUUUUCAGAAGUGUUCAGACUUUGGAGGAAGAAAAGGAGCUGUGUACAGUAAAUUUUACCCUGAUUUGAGUCGUUUGCCAGUGAGGGCUGAAUAUUUCAUUUAACGAGGUCACCAGCGAUGCUCCGUCUGCAUUUGACUGACAGACACCUUCGCGUGAUGCUGUGGUGCAUACUUCUUGGGCUGCAACCAGCGUUUGCCGGAAUUCUUGACCCGUUCAACUGGGCGCGCUCCGACCGGAUCGAGGUCAACAUACCGUGGCUACCAUUUGAAAACGAAACCCGAUGUUACGACGAGCUCGGGUGUCUGAACAUCACCAGGAGUUGGUAUCACCUCAUACACCGGCCAUUCAACGUCUUUCCUUUGCCAAGAGUCGUUAUCAACACGAGGUUCAUCCUCUACACGAAGAAAAAUCCCACCGACGGACAGAUAUUAAACGUUAACGUGAAUAAAACAAUAGCGAAGUCUAACUUCAACCCCCAGCGAUUGACCAAGAUGAUCAUCCACGGGUUCAUUGACACUCCUCUCUCUAAUUGGGUCAGUGAGAUGAAAGAUGAAUUGGUGAAGGCAGGAGAUUUUAACGUGGUAGUGGUGGACUGGGCUGGAGGCAGUCUGCCGUUGUACACGCAAGCCACGGCUAACACCAGGCUCGUGGGGCUGGAGGUGGCGCAUUUCAUCAAUACUUUACAAAAAGAAUAUGGACUGAACCCGUUAGAUGUCCACAUUAUAGGUCAUUCUUUAGGAGCUCACACAGCCGGCUACGCGGGCGAGAGAAUUCAAGGCUUAGGAAGGAUUACGGGCCUGGACCCAGCUGAGCCUUACUUCCAAGGUAUGCCCACCCACGUGAGGUUGGACCCUUCAGAUGCUCAACUCGUAGAUGUCAUACACACUGAUGGAAAGAGCAUAUUCCUCUUAGAUUUUGUGUUUAUGGCAGGAUACGGGAUGUCCCAACCCGUGGGACACUUGGACUUUUACCCGAAUAAUGGCAAGGAACAGCCAGGUUGUGACCUUACCGAGGGACCAUUAGUUCCCCUAACGCUGGUUAAGCAAGGCUUAGAAGAGGCUUCGAGGGUAUUAGUAGCUUGCAAUCACGUUAGAGCUAUUAAGUUAUUCACAGAGUCGAUUAACGGAAAAUGCCCUUAUAUAGGACAUCAAUGUCCGUCAUACCAACAUUUCUUGGCUGGAAAGUGUUUUCAUUGCGGCCACGGAUGUGCGAUAAUGGGCUUCCACGCAGACAGCUCUCCCGGACUUAUUACGAACAAAAACAACCAAACGGAAAACGAGGUGUAUCCUUCGGAAGAGCAAGAGACUAUUGGAGCCAAGUAUUAUCUCAGUACAGGGAAAGAACUGCCGUUUUGCCAACGACACUAUAAGGUGUCAAUUCAGCUGGCCAAUCCCAAAGGAGCAGAGGAGUGGGUUCAGGGUUUCUUAAAAGUAACAUUGCUGUCAGAUCGUGGUAUGAUAAGAGGAAUGGAUCUCACUCCUAGCAAUUACGUAAAAUUAGAACACGGUACAACAUAUACCAUUGUGGUAACACAUCCAAUGGACUUAGGAGGAAAAGUUAGGAAGGUGGAGUUAUCGUGGGAGUACGACAUGAAUGUACUGGAGCCGCGAUCUCUGUGCAUCCUGUGGUGCAACGACCGGCUGUACGUCAAGUCAGUCAUCGUGGACCAGAUGGAACUGCCGAGUAGAGGGAAACGUAACGUAGACUUCAGCAGCAAACUAUGUACGCCGAAACGUGAGUUUGCAGAGAUCCCCAAUCGAGGGUCUGCCAGUUUUUACGACAACUGUGGAAGGUAGCCGUGCCAUACGUUUUAUUGUAGGCCACUCAUCUCACUCUACGGACCCGUCCAUAGAGUUUAAAAGCUUUAAGACCCGACAAGAACACUCAAAGUGACGCGCGUCCGGUCGCUUAUUUGUUGUGUUUAUUAGACUGCCCCAGUGAUGUUGUUACAGGGAGAAGAAAGGUGACUUUCUCUAAAUUAUAAAUUGUUGAAUGUUGUACUUUUAAGUAGAUGAUAAUUAUUGUAACGUUUUAUUUUUGUACGAAACAAAGUAGCAUUAAGAUUAUUAAAUGAAAUACUCAUUGAAUUUUUUUUCUUCAUUCAAGACUUUUGGA
Amyelois transitella is the source of this 2341-nucleotide messenger RNA. RefSeq names its product pancreatic triacylglycerol lipase. Bases 343 to 2022 code for a protein of 559 amino acids. NCBI's taxonomy places the organism in Eukaryota, Metazoa, Arthropoda, Insecta, Lepidoptera, Pyralidae. The record is from RefSeq and is a predicted model, not a curated record. Gene Ontology annotation, biological process: lipid metabolic process. Gene Ontology annotation, molecular function: triacylglycerol lipase activity; protein binding. The transcript has 16 exons.